Molecule: messenger RNA, 375 nt
Organism: Symbiodinium necroappetens
Lineage: Eukaryota; Dinophyceae; Suessiales; Symbiodiniaceae
Source: the annotation of a GenBank genome assembly
AUGGCGCCUGGGGAGGAGAUUGUGCCAGACUCCCUGGCCACGGCCAGCUUCAAGGCGCCUCCGCCCUCCAAGGCGGUUAGCCAGGUGCCACCGAAGGCGGUUAGCCAGGCGCCGGCCACAGUGCCAGCCACAGUGCCGGCUACAGUGCCGCCCACUGUGCCAUCGCCCACACCGGUGCCACCGAAGGCAGUAAGCCAGGUUCCAGAGAUGCAAGCUGCGCAGGCCAAAGCUGGCUUCAAGGCGGCGCCUGUGAUGGCCCCGACGCCACCGGUGACGCCCGCGGCAACCGUGGUGCCCGCGGCUACCCCUGCACCAGCGCCUGCCGCAGUCCCUGCACCGCUCGUCGACCCGGGGCACAUUGACCCCUCUUGGGAG